Molecule: messenger RNA, 771 nt
Organism: Nymphaea colorata (pocket water lily)
Lineage: Eukaryota; Viridiplantae; Streptophyta; Magnoliopsida; Nymphaeales; Nymphaeaceae
Product: 30S ribosomal protein S21, chloroplastic-like
Exons: 2
Coding region: 78-611 (177 amino acids)
Biological process (GO): translation
Cellular component (GO): ribosome
Molecular function (GO): structural constituent of ribosome
Source: RefSeq, a predicted model, not a curated record
CCGCGUCCGUCUCAUCCAGUUUGGUACGAGUGUGGGUUUCUCUCUCUCUACACGGAGCUGGGAGGGAAGCAUCAUCCAUGGCUGUCGCUCUGUCUGGUGCCUUUUCCCGUCUCGCCCUCUCUCCACCUUCUCCUUCUCCACACCAUCAAAAGGUCAUCCUCCAGUGUUCCUCAACAAAACCAGGAGCCCUCUUCCCGUCUUCCUUCCUCGGAAAGCUGAGUGCUGCAUCGCUCUCUGCCGUCGCUUGGGGUUGGGGGUCCUUCCCCUCUUCUUCAUCGCGCAGUCCACCAAGCACCACCGCCUUCAGCGUCACCGCGUAUAACGUGCAGAUAAUGGUGGAGGAGAACGAGCCGGAGGAGGCGCUGCUGCGACGAUUCAGGAGGGAGGUGUCGAGGGCAGGGAUUAUCCAGGAGUGCAAGCGCAGGAGGUUCUUUGAAAACAAGCAGGAGCUGAAGAAGCGGAAGGCCCGAGAGGCUGGAAGGCGCAACCGCCGGAGGCGGUCAACACCAUCAUCCCCGCCAUCUGCAGCAGAUGACUCUGCACGUGCAAAGAAGACUGCAGAUGAAGAAGAUGAUAACUGGGAUCUUCCAGAAGGAGAUCUUCCUUUCUGACUGAUGAAUUUUCGAAUGCCGUAGUCCUCUUUUCGAAUGACGAGCUGUGAGCAGGGACAGUGUUUGUACUCCAAUUAUAGAGGCAUGUUAACUUGUUGAAGAGACUGUUUUCACUUUUGUAUUGAAUGAAAAGCUAUCACCUCAUACUUUUUUGGUUUUA